AUGUCGGACUACGAAGAGGAGGAAGAGAAGUGGGUGCAGUGGUUCUGCAGUCUAUCAGGCAACGAGUCCUUCUGCGAGGUGGCGCAGAGUUACAUCGAGGACUCGUUCAACCUCUACGGUCUGCGCGCUAUGGUGCCCAAUUACCAAGACGCACUGAACAUCAUUCUCGAUCUCACGGACAUCCCCUAUGACGAUGACGUGCCGGCGUAUGCAGCAGAGCUGUACGGGCUUAUCCACGCUCGAUAUAUUAUAACGGCUCAUGGGUUGGAUGCUAUGAUGAAAAAGUACCGGGAAGGUGACUUUGGGCUGUGUCCAAGGGCACUGUGCGACGGUCAGCCAGUCGUACCGGCGGGUCUUCAUGACGAGUGGAAGAAAUCAGAGGUGAAGGUGUAUUGUCCCAAGUGUCAAGACGUGUACGCUCCAGCCAGUGAAUACCAGACUCCAACUAUCGACGGAGCGUAUUUCGGUACGACGUUCCCGCACUUGUUUUUUCUGACUUACAAGGAGCUGGAGCCGGCGCCGUCGACAUUGUUGUAUGUACCGCGGGUGUUCGGAUACAAGAUUCACAACAAAUCCGAAAACCGCCGACGCCUCGCUAUCCUCGCAAAAGAGGGCGCGGAUGAAGAGAAGACCCAACAGCAGCGACGGACUCUUACAGGAGCUAGACGGAAGGGUGAAGCCAGUUCGACAGCGGAUGCGUCAUCAUCGCGAGUGAAGAAGCGAACAAAGCAGGAAGCUUGA
Messenger RNA from Peronospora matthiolae, 741 nucleotides. NCBI's taxonomy places the organism in Eukaryota, Oomycota, Peronosporomycetes, Peronosporales, Peronosporaceae. The record is from the annotation of a GenBank genome assembly.